GAAGACGCCCCGUCGGUAUCUUGCGUUGCGACUCGUUUACGAAGAGAAGAUGCCUAGAAUUGCGUGCCGUUUACGACGUUUGGGGUACUGUCAAACGCCGCCAGCGCGCAAACUAGGGCCGCUAUAAAAUAGUGGACCCCCACCGACGAUCGGUUCAAUCAACGCCGCGGUGCACUGUGAACUUCGACCACCACCACCUUCCAUCCUUCAUCUCGUUCACCAUGUCCGGCAGCAUUCCAGACGUUCCUGCCCCGUUCUCACCUCUCGUCAAGCUCAACUUGCCCUCGCCGGAGGAAUAUAGAAAGCGCAAAGUCGCGCUCGUCUCUGGCAUUACUGGGCAAGAUGGCUCGUACCUGACCGAACUGCUGCUCGAAAAGGGAUAUGAAGUUCAUGGGAUUAUGCGCCGUGCUUCGAGUUUCAACACGAGUCGUCUUCACCAUCUUUACGCAGACCAACAUGAACGUCCAAACAAGUUCAAGUUGCAUUAUGGUGAUCUCUCGGAUAGCACCAAUCUCGUGUACAUCAUUGCACAAGUGCAACCAACCGAGGUCUACAAUCUUGGCGCUCAAUCACACGUCAAAGUGUCUUUCGAGAUGGCUGAAUAUACCGGAGACGUAGAUGGCCUGGGUACGCUGCGUCUUUUGGAUGCUAUCCGGACUUGUGGUCUGGACAAGCAUGUCCGCUUCUACCAAGCAUCAACUUCCGAAUUGUACGGAAAGGUCGUCGAGUCCCCUCAGAGCGAGACAACACCGUUCUACCCGCGUUCACCAUAUGGUGUCGCCAAGCUCUACAGUUACUGGAUCACUGUGAACUACAGGGAAGCAUAUGGCAUGUUCGCGUGUAAUGGUAUCCUCUUCAACCAUGAAAGUCCUCGUCGAGGCCGAACCUUCGUCACGAGGAAGAUUUCUCGGGCGGCUGCAGAUAUCUCAUUAGGCAAGCAAUCAUGUUUGUACCUUGGAAACCUCGACGCGAAGCGUGACUGGGGACAUGCUCGUGACUACGUCGAGGGUAUGUGGCGUAUGCUGCAACAACCGACUCCCGAUGAUUUUGUUUUGGCUACUGGUGAAACUCAUCCUGUUCGUGAGUUUGUUGAGAAAUCGUUCGGACUUCUUGGCACGGAAAUUCAAUGGCGUGGUUCUGGCGUCGAUGAAGAGGGUAUUGAUACUAAGACCGGCAAGGUCGUCGUUAAGGUUGAUACAAGAUACUUCCGUCCCGCUGAAGUCGAUCUGCUCCUUGGUAACCCUGCCAAGGCAGAGCGCGUCCUCGGAUGGAAGCGCAAGGUCGACUUCGAGUCACUUGUCAAGGAGAUGGUGGAGGCCGACCUCAAAGCAGCAAAGUCUUUGGUUGAGGACCAGAACUAGACUUCUCAUCCUCCCCGCCAUUGUCGUCUACCCUCUAAUUCCUUCUUUGCCUACCGCCCUUUCGAGGACUUUCGGACGCACAAUUAUUGUACUUGGACCGGUUGUUAGAGAUACCGAAGUGGAUCGUUUAUAUAGCUCUAUUUUGACUUGGCAUUGCCCUAGGGCGAAAAACUGUUGACAUUUUAAGCUACAUAUUCCACGUUGACGUUGAACGUUCAAGCUACGAGCACGCAUUUUCUUUCUCAAAGUUGACAACUUCGUGUACUUUUCCUCUUGAUAAGAUUAGAUCCUCAAUGGAACUUUGAUCUAAGCGCUGUUGCG
Somion occarium is the source of this 1682-nucleotide messenger RNA. The record is from the annotation of a GenBank genome assembly. NCBI's taxonomy places the organism in Eukaryota, Fungi, Basidiomycota, Agaricomycetes, Polyporales, Cerrenaceae.